Cricetulus griseus (Chinese hamster) is the source of this 1524-nucleotide messenger RNA. The record is from RefSeq and is a predicted model, not a curated record. NCBI's taxonomy places the organism in Eukaryota, Metazoa, Chordata, Mammalia, Rodentia, Cricetidae.
GAGGGCAAGAGAGGCCCAGGUCCAGCCCUAUGGUGGGUGAAUGGCCAAGGAGAUGAAAUAAAGUGGAGCUUCACCCGCCGUGCUGCCAAUGUCUUUGAGCAGACUUGUGGCCUGCAGCAGGGAGAUCGCCUGGCCUUGAUUCUGCCUCGAGUGCCCGAGUGGUGGCUGGUGACAGUGGGCUGCUUUCGAACAGGGAUUGUCUUCAUGCCUGGGACUAUCCAGCUGAAAGCCAAGGAUAUCCUCUAUCGACUACAAAGGUCUCAAGCCAAAGCCAUUGUGACCACAGGAAGUCUUGUCCCAGAGGUGGACUCUGUGGCUUCUGAGUGUCCUGCCCUGAAAACCAAGCUGGUGGUGUCUGAUCAUAGCCAUGAAGGGUGGCUCAACUUCCAGUCACUAAUUAAAUCAGUAUCCCCAAACCACACCUGUAUUAAGUCAAAGAUGAAGGAUCCCUUGGCCAUCUUCUUCACCAGUGGGACCACAGGUUUCCCCAAGAUGGCAAAGCAUGACCAGGGACUUGCCUUCCGGUCCUGUAUCCCUUCAUGCAGGAAAGUGUUUGGCCUGAAGACAUCUGACAUCUUGUGGUGUAUGUCUGACCCAGGAUGGAUUUUGGCUACCGUGGGGUGCCUGAUAGAACCAUGGGCAUCAGGAUCUACAGUAUUCAUCCACCACCUUCCUCAGUUCGACCCUAAUGUCAUUGUAGAGGUACUGUUCAAAUACCCCAUCACUCAAUGCCUUGCAGCACCAGCCGUGUAUCGAAUGAUUCUUCAGCAGAAAAUUGCCAAUCUCAGGUUCCCCACUGUGGAGCAUUGCAGCACUGGUGGGGAGAGCCUACUGCCUGAGGAAUACAAGCAAUGGAAGCAAAGGACAGGCCUUCUCAUUCAUGAGGUCUACGGACAGUCAGAAACGGGAAUAAGCUGUGCUGUCUUCCGGGAAAUGAAGAUCAAGAUAGGCUCCAUGGGAAAGCCUGUAUUACCCUUCAACGUCCAGAUCAUCGAUGAAAAGGGCAACAUCCUCCCACCCAACACUGAAGGAUACCUUGGCAUCAGGAUCAAGCCUACCAGACCUCUAGGUCUCUUUGUGGAGUAUGAGAAUGACCCGCAGAUGACAGCCGAAGUGGAAUGUGGGGACUUUUACAACAGUGGGGACAAAGCAACUGUUGAUGAUGAUGGCUACAUCUGGUUCUUGGGCAGGGGUGACGAAAUCAUCAAUGCUUCUGGGUACCGCAUCGGGCCUACAGAGGUGGAGAACGCCUUGGCAGAACACCCGGCUGUGGCGGAGUCAGCAGUAGUGAGCAGCCCGGACCCAAAUCGAGGAGAGGUGGUGAAGGCGUUUAUUGUCCUGACCCCAGAGUUCCUGUCACAUGAUCAGGAACAGCUUACCAAAGAGCUACAGCAGCAUGUGAAGUCAGUGACAGCACCAUACAAGUACCCCAGGAAGGUGGAGUUUGUUACAGAACUGCCCAAAACCGUCACAGGCAAAAUCAGAAGGAAGGAACUUCGAAUGAAGGAGUUCAGUCAGAGAUGA